Cynara cardunculus var. scolymus (artichoke) is the source of this 1166-nucleotide messenger RNA. RefSeq lists its product as uncharacterized. Lineage: Eukaryota; Viridiplantae; Streptophyta; Magnoliopsida; Asterales; Asteraceae. The coding region runs from base 1 to 714 and encodes 237 amino acids. The transcript is spliced from 3 exons. The record is from RefSeq and is a predicted model, not a curated record.
AUGAGGAGCAAAUUGGUCGCGUUCAACUCAGUGAGGGCUCGUGUUCAAGUCCGUUCACCAUCACCAAGACAUAGAAAAUCUUAUAGUUUGGGACGACUGAACGAAGGUAUGAAGACUGUGGCGUUUUCAGGCAGUGAAAACAGCAGUAGGGAAUUGAAUUUCGACAUCAAACAUGAGAUUUUGAAGGGGGAAGCAAUGACGGAAAAUGGGUGCGCGAAUAAGGUGAUGGUGGUGGUUGAUACAAGUGUUGAAGCUAAAGGUGCUCUUCAAUGGGCACUUACUCAUACUGUUCAAGAUCAGGAUACCAUCAUUCUUCUUCAUGUUGCUAGUCCUUCAAAACUAGGUUUUAAAUCAAGUGGGGGAGUUAAUCAAAAAGCAUAUGAACAUCUUUGCUCCAUGAAGAAAACCGUUCAGAUGAAGAGGCCUGAGGUGAAAGUUGAGAUAGAAGUGAGACAAGGGAAAGAGAAGGGUCCGACGAUAGUCGAAGCAGCAAAGCAAGAACGAGUUUCUUUGUUGGUUUUGGGGCAAAAAAAGCAGUCAAUGAUGUGGAGAAUUCGAAAGAUGUGGGCAGCGAAGAAAAGCAAAAACCAAGCUGUGGAUUACUGCAUCCAGAAGGCUGAUUGCAUGACGAUUGCAGUGAGAAAAAAGAGCAAGAAACAUGGGGGAUAUCUCAUCACCACAAAGAGACGCAAGAACUUUUGGCUUUUGGCUUAAUGCAUAUCGAUAAUAUGUGCAUUUCCAGUUUGAAUUUGACUGAACCAACAAGACUAAGGAAUGAUGCCAAUCGUCUAGCAAAGUGCGUAUAUUUCCUGUUAUAGAAAGGGUUCGACCUAAAAGUAUUGAUGUCAUCAUUUCAGAUACAAUGAUGCCAUAGAUUUGGAACCAGUUGGUUGAUUUUUAUGGCUAUGAAAUCUUGCAAGAGAAAUUGUUCAGGAAACGAUUUUCAAGUUGAAACGAACAUCAAAAUCACAUCCUUCUUCAAGAAAACACAUAAAUAUAUGGAUUACAUCAACGAAUCAAAAGUAUCAUGAAGUGAAUUUUUAUAAAAGAAAUUAGGUCAAGAAACACUGUAAAGUUCAUCCCAGAAAUGGGGUUUAUUGAUCAACAGGGGGGAAAGAGGGACAUACUUGACGGCAACGGUAAGACGUCGACUCUGCAGGGCACCA